CCGCCGCCGACAUGUUUGGUGUCAGUCGCCGCUGCCGUUAAUAUUUGUCGGCGCAAGGCUCUGCUGCUCAGUCAACACGUGCAGGAGUAUUUUUGACAAAAAAUUUUAAUUUUUGUGGAAAAUUGGUGUGAACAUUAUUUAAAAAUUAUUGCUUUAUAUAAAAAAUAAUUCAAAAUGUCUAUUCGCGAAAAGCUAUUAAUGAAAAAAAUAAAGAAACGCGAGAAAAUGAAGAAAGAAUUGGCUGAGAAAAAAGGCAAGCAACAAAAACAGCAGCCACCAACAAAACAACGUGUUAAAAAUGCAGCUCCCAUGGAAGAGGAUGAACUGGACGAUGAUUUUCAAGAAAUGCCCCAACAAAUUGUUAAAAAUGGAAAGCCUCAAAAGAAAAAGAAGCAACAACAAAUGCAAGUAGUAAAUUCGGAUUCAGAAAGUGAUGAUGAAGAAGAAGAAAUGGAUGAUAGUGAUGAGGAAGACCAAGAAGAACAAAGUGGUGAUGAAGAAGAAGAUGAAGAGGAAGAUGGCAGUGAAUUGUCCGAUAGUGAGGAUGAGGAACCAGAACAUAAUGUCAAGCAGAGUAAUAAGGAAAAACAAAAGAAAACUAACAAUGCUAAAGAAGAACAGGCUUUCGAAGAACUUGAUCCUAAAGCUGCUGCCAAAGCCUUGGAACAACGUGAUAAUUCCGAUCGCUCUUUUGCCUCCCUUAAGGGUAUUGUUUCUGAUGCUACCCUCAAGGCUAUAGAAGAAAUGGGUUUCACUGAAAUGACUGAAAUUCAAGCCAAAUCAUUGCCUCCUUUGUUACAAGGUCGUGAUUUGGUGGGUGCUGCUCAAACUGGUUCAGGCAAAACUCUAUCCUUUUUGAUUCCAGCCGUUGAAUUGAUUUACAAACUAAGAUUUAUGCCCCGUAAUGGUACCGGUGUCAUAAUUAUCUCCCCCACUAGAGAAUUGUCUAUGCAAACCUUUGGUGUUCUUAAAGAAUUAAUGAAUCAUCACAAUCAUACUUAUGGUUUGGUAAUGGGUGGUUCUAAUCGUCAAGUUGAAAGUGAAAAAUUAAGUAGAGGUGUAAAUAUUUUGGUGGCUACACCAGGACGUUUAUUAGAUCAUUUACAAAAUUCACCCGACUUUUUGUACAAGAAUUUGCAAUGUUUGGUCAUCGAUGAAGUCGAUCGUAUAUUGGAAAUUGGUUUUGAGGAAGAGCUUAAACAAAUUGUCAAUUUGUUGCCCAAACGCCGUCAAACUAUGUUGUUUUCGGCCACACAAACUGAAAAAAUUGAUGCCUUGUCCAAGUUGGCUUUAAAAAAAGAACCCAUUUAUGUGGGUGUUGAUGACAACAAGGAUACUGCCACUGUUAGUGGUUUAGAACAAGGUUAUAUAGUUUGUCCCUCCGAGAAACGUUUAUUGGUGCUGUUCACUUUCCUUAAGAAAAAUCGCAAGAAGAAGGUUAUGGUUUUCUUUUCAUCCUGUAUGUCUGUAAAAUAUCAUCAUGAAUUAUUUAAUUAUAUAGAUUUGCCUGUUACCUCCAUACACGGUAAACAAAAACAAACAAAACGUACAACAACUUUCUUCCAAUUCUGUAAUGCUGCCGAGGGUAUUUUACUGUGUACUGAUGUGGCUGCUCGUGGUUUGGACAUUCCUCAAGUCGAUUGGAUUGUGCAAUUUGAUCCUCCAGAUGAUCCUAAAGAAUACAUUCAUCGUGUAGGUCGAACUGCACGUGGUACUGGUAGUUCUGGUCAUGCUUUGUUAAUGUUACGUCCCGAGGAACUUGGUUUCUUGCGUUAUUUGAAGGCUGCCAAGGUACCAUUGAAUGAAUUUGAAUUUUCAUGGAACAAAAUCGCUGAUAUUCAAUUACAACUCGAAAAACUUAUUUCGAAAAACUACUUCCUUAAUCAAUCAGCCAAAGAGGCUUUCAAAUCAUACGUUCGUGCUUAUGAUUCCCAUCAAUUGAAGACCAUAUUUAAUGUCAACACCUUGGACUUGCAGGCUGUUGCGAAGAGCUUUGGUUUUCUGGUGCCACCAGUGGUUGAUCUUAAAGUUGGUGCUGCCAAACGACAAAGGCCUGAAAAACGUGUUGGAGGUGGUGGUUUCGGUUAUUAUAAAAACAUGAACGAAGAGAAAAGCAAACAACGUGUGUUUAAACAAGUUAGUCGUGAGCAAUUGCAAAAAAAAGGUAAAAAUUUUAUGCGAUAGUAAAGAAAAAAUGAU
Lucilia cuprina (Australian sheep blowfly) is the source of this 2199-nucleotide messenger RNA. RefSeq names its product probable ATP-dependent RNA helicase pitchoune (gene pit). The record is from RefSeq and is a predicted model, not a curated record. The coding region runs from base 175 to 2184 and encodes 669 amino acids. Gene Ontology annotation, cellular component: nucleolus. Lineage: Eukaryota; Metazoa; Arthropoda; Insecta; Diptera; Calliphoridae. Gene Ontology annotation, molecular function: nucleic acid binding; ATP binding; RNA helicase activity. The transcript is spliced from 7 exons. Gene Ontology annotation, biological process: maturation of LSU-rRNA from tricistronic rRNA transcript (SSU-rRNA, 5.8S rRNA, LSU-rRNA).